AUGACGACAGCCCCCGAUGACGGCAGCUCUUCGCGUGCCCUGUUGACUUCCGCAAAGCAACUGGUGGCCGGGGGCGUCGGUGGAGUGUGCCUGGUGCUGGCCGGCCAUCCAAUGGACACCAUCAAGGUGCGCAUUCAGACGAUGCCCACUCCGGUGGCGGGAGAGCGGCCCCAGUUUAGGGGCACCUUCGACUGCGUCAGCAAAACCUUCCGCAAUGAGGGCAUCCGGGGCUUCUACCGCGGCAUGUUCGCGCCCCUCAUCGCCGCCACGCCCAUCAAUGCCGUGUGCUUCUUCGGCUACGGCCUGGGAGUGCGCCUGCAGACGCACGGCUCGCCCACCGACGUGGACCGCCUGUCGUACGAGCAGCUGUACAAGGCGGGCAUGCUCUCCGGCUUCUGUACGGCACUGAUUAACGCCCCCGUGGAGCGAAUCAAGUGCCUGCUGCAGAUCGAGCAGGGCUCCGCCAGCAAGGCCAAGUACAAGAGCUUCUGGGACUGCACCACUAAGGUCUACCUCAACGGGGGCAUCCGCUCCAGCUACCGAGGACUGCUGGCCACCUUUCUCCGGGAUAUUCCCUCCUCGGGGGCGUACUUUGCCGGCUACGAGUACCUGAAGAAGCACGGUCGGCAGUUCUUCUUCACGGAGAACACCACCGCCAUCACCCUCAUGGCGGGAGGCUUUGCCGGCAUCUUCUACUGGAGCAUUGGAAUACCAGCCGACGUCAUCAAGAGCAAGAUUCAAACAGCUCCCGAUGGAAAGUACUCCCACGGCUACCGGUCUGUGAUCACGUCAGUACUGCAGAAGCAGGGCAUCACUGGAUUCUAUCGAGGCGCCAUACCAGUUUUUAUUCGAGCUUUCCCAGCCAAUGCUGCCUGUUUUGUUGGCUACGAGACAACCAUGAAACUACUGGACAUUGUGAUUUGA
This is a messenger RNA of Rhagoletis zephyria (snowberry fruit fly), 924 nucleotides long. The record is from RefSeq and is a predicted model, not a curated record. Lineage: Eukaryota; Metazoa; Arthropoda; Insecta; Diptera; Tephritidae.